Messenger RNA from Symbiodinium natans, 888 nucleotides. Lineage: Eukaryota; Dinophyceae; Suessiales; Symbiodiniaceae. The record is from the annotation of a GenBank genome assembly.
AUGCCACAGCUGGGCGCCGCUGAUCGGACGGCGCCGUGCUCCAGGUGGCCGCAAUACCCAGAGCUCUGCGGCGCGGGACUUCGCUUGGGAUCGCAAAAGCGCACGAUGGGAGCGUGGCAAGGAAGGCAACAACACGACAACACGCGCUCGCGGAAGAAAACGUUCCGUGUGCGAGGCGAUCACCGGGAAGAGCCCAAGUCCGUUUGGACCUCGUCAUCUACGGGGCCACGCUGGGUGGCGCCCUAUGCUGCUUUGCUGCGACGCGACCCUCGUGCAGGCCGCCACGCGGAGCUGGUGGCCGGUGGCGCGCAGAGCCUGUGCGUCCUCGGCUGUGAGGUCGGAGGGCGGCGGCGGCGGUGCGAGGAUGCGGUGAAGCUGGUUCGGCGCUUGGUCGCCCUCCGCGCACACCGCGCCCCACCAGGCAUGCGGGCACCUGCGCGAACAGCGUGGUCGCUGGUGGUGCUCUCCGUCUCCGUGCAGCACGCGGUCGGCCACACAGCCCUUGGACGCGCGCGGGCCACGCCGGGGCCCGCGUGGACCGCAGCGCCGGGACUAGAUGAAGUCCUGGACCUUGCUGACGCUGAGGGACCCAGCGCUAGCGCCGCGCGCGAGACUGUUGCUGACGUAAACAGGCGUGAGGAAAAGUAUCCUCUGCUUUGUGCGAAGUCUUGUAGUGAACUUGCUGCCAUGAUCGCGGACAAAACCAAGAUUUUUUGUUCACAACAUCGUCUCUCGAAUCACCGCUGUACAUUGAAGUCGAUGAGGAUUUGCUGGAAGCGUUGUUCGAAGGCAAAACGCACAAAUGAGCUGCGACAUGAACGCGAUGAGGCACCGCUGCGCUGUGUGCACCGCGGCCAUGAUCAGCUUCACUUCAUGGAGCCGACUUAG